GUCAACUUGGUUUUGAAUUGCGACAGCUAAAAAGGGAAGUUGGUUGAGUUGUUAACAUUUAUACACUUAACCUUUUUCACAUAUGACAUGUGAACUGCCAACCAAAAGAACCUGAUUGCCGUUCUAUUUUUGAUGUGGGCUUCUUUGAGGAUGAGUGUCAUUGCAGUCCAGUCUGUGAAAAUGGUGACAGCCAACAUGUUGCUGGGUGUCUUGUUUGUUUCAGGUGCUCUGACUGCAUGUCCUUACAAUCCAGACCUGUUCAUAAAUACACCGAAGAACAUGGAAGCACUGAGUGGAUCUUGUCUGCUAAUCCCAUGUAACUUUAGAGCUAAAACAGAUCAGGAUUUCAAAAGCACAAGAAAAACCUCUGGAGUGUGGAUUAAAAGUUCAAAAGAUUUAGUAAAAAAUCCUAAAAAUGUUAUUUAUAACAGUAGCUGGGAGCACAAUGUUUAUCCAAUGAAGAUUACAGGAGACCUGAGUCAGAAAAACUGCACCACUUUAUUUUCCAGUUUAAUCACUAAUCACACAGACACAUACUACUACAGACUUGAGAACUGGCCAUUCAAAGCAACAGCUGAGUGUGAUCUUCUUCAAAUAAGAGUUAGAGAUUCUCCUCCGAGGCCCAGAAUAGAGAUCUCAGGUAAUCUGAAGGAGAAGGAGUCUGUCACUAUAAGCUGCUCAGCUCCCACUCCCUGUCCACACUCCCCUCCUAAACUCACCUGGAAUCUUCAACAAGACCCUCACAACAACAUAAAGGUCAACACAGAUCAGACCUUCACAACUAAAAUCCAGAAGACCAUUACUCUGUCAGACACACAUGAUGGACUCACCAUCAGCUGUUCUGCCACAUAUCCUGUGAAUGAAGGAAGAGGAGUCAAGACAGCAGAGGAGAGAAAGACUCUCAGUGUCUCAUAUGCUCCCAAGAACACCUCAGUGUCCAUCAGUCCAUCAGGUUUGGGGUCAGCAGGUAGCUGGGUGAACCUGACCUGCUCCAGCAGAGCCAAGCCUCCCGUCAGCUUCAGCUGGUUCAAGAACAGCAAAAUUGGAGCCAUCCGUGUGGCUAAAGGGAAGUUUUACAGCGUCAAUGUGACCAGUGAGACAGAAGAUUAUCACUGUUUGGUCACAAAUGGUCUCGGUAAUCAGAGGUCAUCUUGGAUUCGUUUAAAGAGUGCAGAUAAUCCAGAGUUUGGGGUUGAUGUCUACGUUACAGUGAAGAUCCUGGGAAUCAUAACACUCUACAGUACACUCAUCAUCUUUGAGUGCUGGUUGAGAUCCCGGUGCUGCAACAAACCAGUGAAGGACGCAGGAGAAGAAGACUACGUCAACAGAGUGAUUGAGAUUCAAGCAACAUGAAGAAGAAGAAGACAUGAUCACCAUGAAUGGAAUAGUUCUCUCUUUCUUAUUCCUCCCAUUCUUAAUUAUUAAAUGGCUUUACUUUUCUAAAUAUUGGUACGAUGAACAAAGGACGGGGUGCAAAGAUUACAGAAGAUGACAUAAAUAUAACGUACUGUAGCUUCAUCAUUAAUUUGUGUAAGAUUGUGCUGAUUUAUGGCAUUAUUAUAGUUAUUUUUCUUUGCUUCAGUUUUAUUUGCUUGUACAAAUAUAUCAUAAAGACAACAGAACAGUUAAAAGUAGAUAUAUAAUUAUUAUACAAUUAAUAUAAUUACACAUUCAAUUUAAUUCUAACGUCACUUACACUGCAAUAUUGUUUCUUGUAUCAUGGCAACCGCACUUUAAAAUACCUUUAUUUGACGCCAUUUUGCUUACUUUCAGUCAACCAUAUU
Molecule: messenger RNA, 1784 nt
Organism: Etheostoma spectabile (orangethroat darter)
Lineage: Eukaryota; Metazoa; Chordata; Actinopteri; Perciformes; Percidae
Product: sialic acid-binding Ig-like lectin 7
Exons: 8
Coding region: 133-1353 (406 amino acids)
Source: RefSeq, a predicted model, not a curated record